AUGACACCAAGAGGAAGAGCUCUUGUACAAAGGUCUUCGCAGCCACCCUUCCCAAAAGAGAAAAGGAAGACAAGGCCAUCACUUGAGGAUACCAUAGAUGAUUUCAACUUUAUGGCAAGGAGAUUCCCUUAUGGUGUGCCGUUUGAUAAUGCUUGCAACAAGAGUCCAUUCAUGCAAGACCUAGCUUGGACACAAGAUUGGAGUCUAGCUGAAAUGGAAAAGAUGUAUGAGGAAGCAAGAAAGGGAAUGCCUAAACCUAGGUUUCUACACAAGCUUCAUGACCCAGGUUACUUCCUUAUACAUUUCUCUAUCAAUGGAAGCUACUUUGAUGAUGCUCUUUGCGAUUCCGGUUCUAGUGUGAACCUUAUGCCGGCCGAGAUAGCCAAGAAGUUGGGAUUGAUCAAUUCAAUUGUGAAAUCUCGAAUGGAUUUAAAGACAUUCAGCUUGAUUUUGGAGGCUGCAUAG
Molecule: messenger RNA, 465 nt
Organism: Microthlaspi erraticum
Lineage: Eukaryota; Viridiplantae; Streptophyta; Magnoliopsida; Brassicales; Brassicaceae
Source: the annotation of a GenBank genome assembly